Molecule: messenger RNA, 1110 nt
Organism: Penicillium expansum
Lineage: Eukaryota; Fungi; Ascomycota; Eurotiomycetes; Eurotiales; Aspergillaceae
Product: alpha/beta hydrolase family protein
Exons: 1
Coding region: 1-1110 (369 amino acids)
Biological process (GO): protein depalmitoylation
Cellular component (GO): cytoplasm
Molecular function (GO): palmitoyl-(protein) hydrolase activity; carboxylic ester hydrolase activity
Source: RefSeq, a predicted model, not a curated record
AUGCCACGGAAUACAUACCCCGCCCCUCUAGUCAUUCCCCCGCUAGGUGAAGAGCAUACACACACUGUUAUUUCGCUCCAUGGAAGAGGCAGUAAUGCAAAUCUCUUCGGCCAUGUACUUCUUGCCGAUGCAAGCCUGCAAGCUCGUCUUCCCACAGUGAAAUUCGUCUUCCCGACUGCAAGUAAGCGGCGGGCAACAAGGUUCAAAAAGAUGCCUAUCAACCAGUGGUUUGACAACUACUCAAUUGAUGACCCUGGAGAAAGAACAGAUCUGCAAGUCGAAGGGCUCUGUGAGACCGCUGAAUUGAUUUGUGACUUAAUCAGCCAAGAGGUUCACAUCUUGGGCGCGGGCAGCCAUAAAAAAAUCAUCUUAUGGGGGCUAAGUCAAGGUUGUGCUGCGGGUAUCUUCACUCUGCUAGGCGGCUGGCUCGACGCCAGUAAAAUAAGAACGAUCGGAGCAUUCGUUGGGAUGAGUGGAUGGCUGCCCUUUGAGCAGCAACUGCAAGAAAUUCUCCGAUGCGGCGAAAUUCCUACGUCGGCUAGAGACAACCAGGAGGCUCAGACUGAUGAGAACUCAGACUCAGACUCAGAAAAUGAAGAAGCAGCUAUGCAGCGGCCCAACAGCGACGAAGAACUAGACACAGAUGCGUUCUCGGAACUUGAUUUGGAUGACGACCCGUUCAAAAGAAGCAGCUCUGCGCAUGAUGAUUUCGAUCCCAUUGCUGACGACGAGGAAGAAGCUUCACUGCUUGACCACGCUAUCAACCACAUCCGAGAUAUUCUUGAUCUCCCAAUGAUCUCAUCAAAUGAUCAUUCACCAGAGGAAUCGCAACCACAGUCAGGUUUCCAUCAUCUACAAACGCCGGUUUUUCUUGGCCACGGUUCUGAAGACCUAAAGGUUUCCGUGGAACUCGGGAGAAAGAUGUCUCAUGUUCUUUCGGCCGGUUUGGGGAUGGAUGUGACUUGGAAGGCCUAUGAGGGACUAGGACAUUGGUAUCGUGUGGAUGAUGAGAUUGAGGAUAUCUUGAGAUUUCUUCAGGAUAGGGUUGACCUGCCAGUAAAACAAGUGCCAUCCCAAGACCGACGCGAGGAAAAGGGUAAAGACCAAUAA